This is a messenger RNA of Thunnus maccoyii (southern bluefin tuna), 3516 nucleotides long. RefSeq names its product solute carrier family 1 member 8a (gene slc1a8a). The coding region runs from base 1246 to 2982 and encodes 578 amino acids. NCBI's taxonomy places the organism in Eukaryota, Metazoa, Chordata, Actinopteri, Scombriformes, Scombridae. The transcript has 11 exons. The record is from RefSeq and is a predicted model, not a curated record. Gene Ontology annotation, cellular component: plasma membrane. Gene Ontology annotation, molecular function: neutral L-amino acid transmembrane transporter activity; glutamate:sodium symporter activity; L-glutamate transmembrane transporter activity. Gene Ontology annotation, biological process: L-glutamate transmembrane transport.
UACAGACUCAGCGUUGAUAUAAUUUGUGUACAAAUAAUAUUUAUAGACUUCAUCUUCAUCUUUUUCCUAAAUUCAAGGUUCAGCUUCAUUAUCUUCUUUAUACCAUACAGGAUUGCAAGACACUGCAGUAUUUUACAAAUCAUGCAUGUUCUGGUGGCACAUUUGCAAAGCAUAUACAGAAGUAAAUAAAACAAACAACAAUCCCGAAUGAACUGUUCACAGAAAACAACUAAUACAUAUCUACAUAUUAUCUCUAAUUGGCUAAUUUAUAUGUUUCAUGUGUGAACAACCAACUCAGUCUUUGUGCAUCAUCCAUUUUUAAAAAAAUCAACAUCUAUUUUUAUCUUACUAAACAAAGCUUUGUGCAGUUCCCAAUAAAAAGGACAACAGACACACUGAACAAACCAUCCAGUUUCAACAGUAAACUGUACACUAGAACACCAGAUCUCAGCUGGACACAUAGGUCUUUGCUUUUUAGAUGAAUUAUACAUAAUUGUCAGUACCAUAUCUAGUUUUUAUCAUCAUAAGUAUACGCAGUUACCAUCAGCCCACUGCCCUUUGCUCUGAGCAAACACUGAUUCUCUGAACAACCAAAUAUUGAGCUUUUCGUUGUUAAAAAGAGUCUCACCAAACCCAGAGUUGCAGAAUAAUGUGCACAAAUCUUUAUACUGACAGCCAAUGAUUUAUUCCAGAUAAAUAUCUUUCUUGUCAACCUGCUUUCUUCCAUAUCAAGUAACCAAUUCCAACGAGCCUCAUGUAUAUAUAUACAAAUACUGUAUACAUAUAUACAUAUAUAUAUAUAUAUGUAUGUACAAAGGAACUACAAACCUUUUUCAGAUUCACAAACUUGAAUUUCUCAUGCAAAGUUUUUAAAAGGUGAUAUUGAGUCAUUUUCUGAGCUCAAAAUCUGCAGGAUCCUCUGACCUCUUCAUUGACCUUUUGACCCUGAUAGUUCCGCCAAAAACAAGUGAAACGGAAACAAAAACAGGAGCAAGUUCAGUAGCAGGACCAGAUGCCACAACAAAGGCGUGUGAGGUUUUAUUCCACCUCUUUAAGCCUCUUAGUUCCUGUAAGUCUGCCUGCCUGCCUGCAGCCGGCCUGCAGCGCUGCCGUUGGCUCUGAUCAGACCGUGAUGAUUUAAUCCCUCAGCGGAAAAGGUUAGCUCGUCUUUGGUUCACAUAGGUUUGUCACCCUGCCAGCCGCACACAAACACAGAGAAAGACAACCAGAAAAAUUUUGGAGGGCAUGGAGGAACUUCUUUUACCGAGCGGCGAGGAGGAGGCGCGCUCCGAGCACAGUUCCUUUGCUCCGGGAGACACGGGGAAGACGAUGUGGGACCGAUUCAAGACUUUCCCCCAAGUGAUGAUUAAAGGGGACUUCAGUCGGAACAUUAGGGAUUUCUGUAAGAAGAACGGGCUGCUGACACUGUCGGUCAUCGCUGUGAUCACAGGCUGCACACUGGGCUUCAUGCUGAGAGGAACUCAGCUGUCCACACAGGCCAAGAUCUACUUCUCCUUUCCUGGAGAGCUGCUGAUGAGGAUGCUGAAGAUGCUCAUCCUUCCUCUCAUCACAUCCAGUUUGAUGUCAGGUUUGUCGUCGAUGGAGUCGAAGGCGUGCUGUCGGAUGGGCGUCCUGACCGUCACCUACUACCUGUGGACCACCUUCAUCGCCGUGGUGGUCGGCAUCAUGCUCGUCAUCAUUAUCAAACCCGGCGUGGGGACGGAGAUGGAGAGCAACCGGCUGGGAGGGGGGCCUGUCAUGACCUCUGCAGACGCCCUGCUCGACCUCAUCAGGAACAUGGUUCCCUCUAAUCUGAUCGAGGCCACAUUUCAGCAGUAUAAAACGGACCUGAUUCCCAUCCUCAAAGUCCCGACCAGAACCAUCCAACCCAACUUCGUGUACGUGGUCCCCGACGAGAGCGACCCCAAAGGUCGGACGGUGUAUCUGGAGCUGACGCCGGCGCCGGAGAUCAUGUACAAGACGAGUCCCGGCAGCAGCCAGCAGAUGAACGUCCUCGGCAUCGUCAUCUUCUCCGCCACCAUGGGUCUGCUGCUGGGCAGGAUGGGAGAACGAGGAGCUCCGCUGGUCAACGUCUGUCAGUGUAUCAACGAGUGCGUCAUGAAGAUCAUCAACGCCGCUGUGUGGUACUUUCCGUUCGGGAUCAUCUUCCUGGUGGCGGGAAAGAUCCUGGACAUGCAGGACCCGAGCACGCUGGGGAAGAAGCUGGGCUGGUACGGCAUCACCGUGCUCGCCGGCCUCUUCGUGCACGGACUCAUCCUCCUCCCUCUCUUCUACUUCCUACUCACCAGGAAGAACCCCUUCACCUUCAUCCGCGGGCUGCUGCAGGCCAUGGUGAUCGCCCUGGCAACCUCCUCCAGCUCUGCCACGCUGCCCAUCACCAUGAAGUGUUUGUUGGAGAACUGUCAAGUUGACCGACAGAUCGCUCGCUUCGUCCUCCCCGUGGGCGCCACCAUCAACAUGGACGGUACGGCGCUGUACGAAGCCGUGGCGGCCAUCUUUAUCGCCCAGGUCAACGACUACGAGCUGGACUUUGGCCAGCUGGUCACCAUCAGCAUCACAGCUACAGCUGCCAGCAUCGGUGCAGCCGGGAUUCCCCAGGCCGGCCUGGUUACCAUGGUGAUCGUACUGACAUCAGUGGGUCUGCCGCCAGAUGACAUCACGCUCAUUGUGGCGAUUGACUGGAUCCUCGACAGGUUUCGGACCAUGAUCAACGUCCUGGGCGACGCCCUGGCGGCGGGAAUCAUCGCUCACCUCUGUCGGAAAGAUUUCCCCCUCAGUGGAACAGGAAAGUCGGUACCGUCUUACGGCACGCAGACGCCACACGCUCACAACAACUCCCACAGCGUCGACGUGCCGAUGAUGGAGAUCCACACGCACAAAGACUGCAUGUUUGAGGCGAUGGGCGACUCAGUGGGCGAGAGGCAUGCUCACACCGUUUACUACAACAUCUGUCAGGUGUGAUCGACGGGGACGCAGCAGCUCGCCUCAAAACACAGCUGAUGUCCGAAAGUUUCUGGUCAAAUGUCACGGUGCCGUCUGAGGAGGAGCGUUAAGAAGAGACGGACUCUGUGGUGACGGAGCAGUAAAACUUCUUAACAACUGUGGUUUCAUUUGGCCAAAACUGGAUCUGAGCUUCAUUUGGAGCUAUGUUCACCUGCUUUUCCUGACGGUGGAGAAUGUUUCUGAUAUCAAACACCAAACUGGAGCAGAAUCUCUGUUUGCUGCUGAAUAUGAGCCUGAUUUGCACCAGAGGAUUAUGGGUAUAUGACACCCUCCCGAGAGUAGCUGCAGGUUCAUCAUCUGGUUCGACAGCUGCUCUGCAAGACCUGCAGAGAGAAAGCCUCAACUUACACUGGUUCAAAACUUAUUUUAGUAGACGUCUCUCGUACUGUUACUUAUUUUUGUGGUUAAAAUAAACCCUGAUAGCUGGGCUUAUCAUGGUUACCAUGGUGGUUGCUAGGGCUGGAUGUCAAACUUCGAUAUUAUUCUGGUACC